CAAGUGCGUAGCGUUUUGCAACACAUUUGCAUAUUGCCUUAGCUUCGUUUCUUUAUCUUCUUCACUUAUAAGUUACAUUUUUCUAGUAAAAUGUCUUUCAUGAUUGCUACAAUGCUUCUCCUUGGGGUAUUAAUGGCUACCCUAGACCUAACAGGUGCCCAAACAGGGGUUUGCUAUGGAAUGAACGGCGGCGGAUUACCAUCUCAACAAGAUGUUGUAGCUCUUUACAACCAAAAAGGCAUCCGAAGAAUGCGACUCUAUGACCCAAACCAAGCUGCUCUCCAAGCCCUUAGAGGCUCCAACAUCGAGCUCAUGCUCGGUGUUCCAAACACUGAUCUCCGGAGACUAGCUUCUAACCAAGCCGAAGCAAAUACAUGGGUCCAAAACAAUGUCAAAAACUAUGGCAAUGUCAAAUUCAGGUACAUCGCGGUUGGGAAUGAAGUCGAUCCAUCAAAUCCCAACACAGCGCCAUUUCUUCUCCCCGCCAUGCGAAACGUGCGCACCGCUAUUGUUGCAGCUGGCCUUGGGAACCAAAUCAAAGUUUCCACUGCCAUCCUCACUGGAUUACUUGGAAAUUCCUUUCCUCCAUCAAAAGGCUCUUUUAAGCCUGAAAUUCGAUCGUUUCUUGACCCAAUCAUUGGUUUCUUGAAGAACAAUGGUGCCCCAUUGCUCCUUAACUUGUACCCGUAUUUCAGUUAUGCAGGCAACACCAAAGACAUUCGUCUUGAUUACGCUCUAUUCACAGCUCCCUCGGUUGUGGUGACGGAUGGCUCACUUGGGUACAGAAAUCUGUUUGAUGCUAUGUUGGAUGCUGUUUACUCGGCGCUUGAGAAUGCGGGUGGUGGCUCUUUGGAGAUUGUUGUGUCUGAGAGUGGAUGGCCUACAGCUGGUGGAACUGCUACAUCAAUUGAUAAUGCAAGGACCUACAAUAACAAUUUGAUUCAGCAUGUGAAAGGAGGGACCCCAAAAAAGCCGGGAAGGCCCAUUGAAACAUACAUUUUUGCUAUGUUUAAUGAGGAUCAAAAGAAUCCGGAACUUGAGAAACACUGGGGACUCUUUCUACCAAACAAACAGCCUAAAUACCCAAUCAACUUCAAUUAAGAACACCAAGUGAAGUUUAUAAAGGAAAUAAGGGCACUGAACGUCAAUAUUUAUCACUAUCUUAAAUAAGGUUUGCUUGUAAUUCAUUCCACUAGCAAAACAUUAUGUUUGUAUCGAGAAGAAUGCCCUUAUGAAGGCCAACAAUCUUAAUAAAACUGUUUUUUUCGUAGAAUCAUAUUCCUUUGCA
Camellia sinensis is the source of this 1288-nucleotide messenger RNA. Its product is annotated as glucan endo-1,3-beta-glucosidase, acidic. NCBI's taxonomy places the organism in Eukaryota, Viridiplantae, Streptophyta, Magnoliopsida, Ericales, Theaceae. Gene Ontology annotation, biological process: carbohydrate metabolic process. The record is from RefSeq and is a predicted model, not a curated record. Gene Ontology annotation, molecular function: hydrolase activity, hydrolyzing O-glycosyl compounds.